Molecule: messenger RNA, 3209 nt
Organism: Phodopus roborovskii (desert hamster)
Lineage: Eukaryota; Metazoa; Chordata; Mammalia; Rodentia; Cricetidae
Gene: Slc38a7
Product: solute carrier family 38 member 7
Exons: 12
Coding region: 250-1641 (463 amino acids)
Biological process (GO): amino acid transmembrane transport
Molecular function (GO): L-methionine transmembrane transporter activity; L-glutamate transmembrane transporter activity; L-aspartate transmembrane transporter activity
Source: RefSeq, a predicted model, not a curated record
GACCCCAUACCUUUAGAUGGAGAGAACAGCCCUCUUCUAGGAUAGCAGGCCAGUGAGAUAAUUCAGUGGAUAAAAGAAUCUGCUGCCAAGCUGCAUGAUCCGAGUUCAGUCCCCUGGGCCCACACUGUUAAGGUUGACAAGAGGCCCCCAGAGUAGUAGCCCUAAAGGGGCAAGUAUUCUCUCAGCUACUCCAGGAAUGUGGUUGUGAGGCAGAACCCAUAGCUUUCAGAAGAAAAGUAGUCUUGGACCAUGGCUCAGGUCAGCAUCAACAGUGACUACAGUGAGUGGGGCUCCAGCACUGAUGCAGGGGAGCGGGCCCGUUUGCUACAAAGUCCCUGUGUGGAUAUGGCACCCAAGAGUGACGGGGAGGCAUCUCCUGGAGAUCCAGACAGAGGCACCACUUCUACACUUGGAGCCAUCUUCAUUGUUGUCAAUGCCUGCCUGGGUGCAGGACUGCUCAACUUCCCAGCAGCCUUCAGCACUGCUGGGGGUGUGGCAGCUGGCAUCGCCCUGCAGAUGGGCAUGCUGGUUUUCAUCAUUAGUGGACUUGUCAUUCUGGCCUACUGCUCCCAGGCCAGCAAUGAGAGGACCUACCAGGAAGUGGUAUGGGCCGUGUGUGGCAAGCUGACAGGCGUGCUGUGUGAGGUAGCCAUCGCAGUCUACACCUUCGGCACCUGCAUCGCCUUCCUCAUCAUCAUUGGGGACCAGCAGGACAAGAUUAUAGCUGUGAUGGCAAAGGAGCCUGAAGGGGCCAGCGGCAGCCCCUGGUACACAGACCGCAAGUUCACCAUCAGCCUCACUGCCUUCCUCUUCAUCCUGCCCCUGUCCAUUCCCAGGGAGAUCGGCUUCCAGAAAUAUGCCAGUUUCCUGAGCGUUGUGGGCACCUGGUAUGUCACCGCCAUUAUCAUCAUCAAAUACAUCUGGCCAGAUAAGGAGAUGCGUCCAGGGGACAUCCUGACCAGACCAGCUUCCUGGAUGGCUGUGUUCAAUGCCAUGCCCACCAUCUGCUUCGGAUUUCAGUGCCACGUGAGCAGUGUACCUGUCUUCAAUAGCAUGCGGCGGCCGGAAAUUAAGACCUGGGGUGGAGUGGUGACAGCUGCCAUGGUCAUAGCUCUGGCUGUCUACAUGGGCACAGGCAUCUGUGGCUUCCUGACUUUCGGGGCUGCUGUGGAUCCAGAUGUGCUCCGGUCCUACCCUUCAGAGGACGUGGCUGUGGCCGUUGCCCGAGCCUUCAUCAUCCUGAGCGUGCUCACCUCCUACCCCAUCUUACACUUCUGUGGGCGGGCCGUGGUGGAAGGGCUGUGGCUGCGCUACAAGGGGAUGCCAGUGGAGGAGGAUGUGGGACGGGAGCGACGGCGCCGGGUCCUGCAGACGCUGGUAUGGUUCCUGCUCACCCUGCUGCUUGCACUCUUUAUCCCUGACAUCGGCAAGGUCAUCUCGGUCAUCGGAGGCCUGGCAGCCUGCUUCAUCUUCAUCUUCCCAGGGCUAUGCCUCAUUCAAGCCAAACUGUCAGAGAUGGAGGAAGUCAAACCAGCCAGCUGGUGGGCACUGGUCAGUUAUGGAGUCCUUCUGGUCACCCUUGGAGCCUUCAUCUUUGGCCAAACCACAGCCAAUGCCAUCUUUGUGGACCUCUUGGCAUGAACACUGCCUUCCAGAAAACAUGUCACCAAGAACCAUCUCUCAGAGCUCUGGAGCUACCCCAGGUCCCAUAUCCUAUUCCAGCUGGUGACAUGUGGACACAUUCUUCCAGGGACAGUCAUGGGACAGAAUAAUCAGCCGUGAAUCUAUGGAGAGUUCCCACCCAGCUGCCUGUCUGUUCCCCAGCCUUCGAAUUGUCAUGGGUGGUGGCAGGAAGUCCCACAUCACAGGAGCUUCCCCCCUUACCCAGAUCUCAACUUCAGUCCUUUGGAACCUAUGAGUGGAGAAAGUCUGAGUGUCAGAAGAGACCAUUCUGACCUCCCUCUGGAAAAACAAACAAAAACAAAAUCCUAUACAUAGUGCUGGCAUCCCUCACAGAGCUUAUCAGGACUGUGCUCAGUACCUCGGGGAUUAGUGUCUGCCCAUAUCUCUCAGAAGCCAAUGAUGGCUGUCCCUGGGACCUGACACUUCCAAAUGAGUCGCUGACAUCAUAGUUGUCCAUUCCCCUAUGGGACCUCAGGGUCCCUACCCUGACUUUGUCCAAACCUAAUGGUCCAGGUUGGGUUUCCUCCUGUGCUCUCAGACAUCAAGUCUAAUGUUUACAAAUGGCCGGCCUGGCUCUGGGCUAGGGGCUGCCUUUGCCACGGUGCUGUGAGCACUCCUCCGUUAGCUUUUCACAUGGGCAGAGGGUCUAUUGUCUUUUUCAGAUUCCAGCUAGGCCUGUCUUUUCAGAGAUUCAGGGUGGGUCACAGGAGAGGCUUGGAACUUUUGGACCCUCCUUCCAGGCUGGGCUGCCCAAGGUCUGGGUGAAGCUCUAGAACCAUUGGUUCACUCCUCCAAGCCUUCCCUUCCCAGCUAAACCUUCCUUUACUAACUCCGUCUGGACUCUUCAUUCCAUUACCACACCUAACCCAUCCCUCGCCCCUCACCCUCUCGUUUCUUUCAUUCAUGGGUGGGCUUUGUUAUUUGUCAAGGGGAGGGGAUGGCACCAAACCCUGUCAAGUCAGCUUGCUCAGUUCCAUACAUCUGUCAGGUCUGGCCUCAAUGCCUGGGAAUCCCACUGAGUUAUACCUAUCUCAGGUGAGGUCAGGCUGGACACUUUGUACUCUGACUACCUUAGCCUCUCAUCUACCCCUGCUCACUUUUGCAAGUCUCAAGUACAAAACUGGCCUCUUUCCCCAUAAUUUUCUCUAUUCUGCCUAAAACACCUAUCCUAGAAGUGAGAGGGGCCUUUCCCAGCAGCCCUUCAACUCGGGUCUGUUCAGUUGAGGUGUCAGAGGCUCAGCAUCCAGACUAACUGAAUUGUUCUUUUCCUGUCCAUCUCGGGUAUCCAUCCUCUCUGGUCCCACUAUGCUAGUCUCUCUGGGCCUCCAAGUGCUGCCUCUCAGGGUGGCCAGGCAUAAAGCUGGGGCAUGGCAUAGAGACAGACCAGCUGAGACUGUAGGCCAUCUUCAGCUUGAUCUCAGGACCCCUUCCUUUCCUUGUCCUCAUCCAGUGUCUUGCUGGGUCUUUUCUACUUAAGCACAUGUGGAGAAAUGGGGAUGGCUAAUAAAGGGGCUUGCACUACUUAA